Molecule: messenger RNA, 1548 nt
Organism: Zeugodacus cucurbitae (melon fly)
Lineage: Eukaryota; Metazoa; Arthropoda; Insecta; Diptera; Tephritidae
Product: zinc finger protein 277
Exons: 3
Coding region: 83-1468 (461 amino acids)
Source: RefSeq, a predicted model, not a curated record
UUUCGCACAGCUGUUUUAUAUUGACAUUUCUAAUUGUAGUGCUCCAAAAAACAAAAACCAAAGUGUUUAAGAUUGUUGAGAAAUGGAGGAAAGUAAUCAUGAAAACGAAAUACUUCCUGCAUUAUCUUUUAGCCAGAAGUUAACCAACGCGAAUUUACAAACACCUGAACCAACCGAAAUCUCAUGUCUCCAGUGCAGUCGUGUUUACCAGUUUCCGGCAGACAAAGAUGAUUACCUCGCACACCUGUUUUUGGAGCACCGAUUGGUUAUAGCCGAUGUGGAGGAUAUACCAUUAUUGGAAGAAUAUUUGAAAUUUUGGCUUAAAGAAUUCACAGGCCAGGAAUUGGAGGAAUACUGCACCACAAUGCUACUAGAUCAAUUGCCCGAUGGCACACCUGCGAAAAAUGAAAGAUAUUAUUUACUGAGUGAUAUACUACCAAAAGAUUACGAACUGCGUCAUAAUCUACAGAAAGAUCACUUGGAACGUGCACUCGCUCAGCAUCAGUUCGAAUUAACAGAUCGUAGUUUUACAAAGGAAUGUCUCUAUUGUCGUGAUAUUAUUACUGGUUUGCGUUCCGAUUUUCUGGAACACUUAUUCAAUAAACACUUCUUACAAUUAGGUAAACCCGAAAAUCUGGUUUAUAUAGAUGAGCUGCUGGCGAAAGUGCAAAAGAAUCUUGAAAAUUUGGUGUGUCUCUACUGUGCGAAGGUUUUCAAAGAUCGCUCCACUUUGAAAGAGCACAUGCGUAAAAAAGCGCAUAAACGUAUUAAUCCUAAUAAUCGUGAUUAUGAUCGUUUCUUUCUGCUAAACUAUCGCAAUAAGAAACCACACAAUAAACCAACAGUUGUGAAAAAGAAAACCGAGCGCAGACGGAAAGUACAAGAAGAAACAGUAGCAGAAGUGCGCUCACCCGAAUUGGCGACCUCGCCAGAAGCUGAUUUUGAGCAACGUUUUCCUGUGCGUAGCCAGAGUGACGCAAGUGAUUCAGACUGGUCUGAUUGGGAUGAAGAUAUGGGAAAGAUGUCGCCCUUCAAUUGUCUGUAUUGUAAACACAAAGAAGACAAAUUCGAAGCACUCAAGAAACAUAUGCUAGCCACACAUAUCGUAGACUUUGACGCCGCGCUAAAAGGGCUGAAUUUUUAUGAGAAAAUUAAAGUUGUCAACUAUGUGCGACGGCAAAUAUGUCUCAUGCGUUGUGUUAGCUGCAAUUUACGUUGUGAAGAUGAGGAACAAUUACUACAGCAUAUGGAAACAGAGAAACAUUUUGGUUGUGGCACUAAAAAGCAAUGGGAUAAACCCGAAUAUUUCUUCCCCACUUACGAAGAUGACAGUCUUUUAUGUGUACUUGAUGAUAGUCCCAAUGAUGAUAUGGAUGAUGGAGUGGUGCGUAUUAUUUCUGAAGACACCGUUGCGCAGAUAAAUAAAGAUGCUGAACGGCUGUCUUUAGAGAACUUUCAAUACGCGUAAUGUAGCAUAAUUUUUAUAGUAACUCACACAUUUUAAAUGAGAUUCAAAAUCAAAAAAGUGGUUAUUUGUAUACAACAAAA